Fusarium oxysporum Fo47 is the source of this 1350-nucleotide messenger RNA. RefSeq lists its product as uncharacterized. The transcript has 2 exons. Lineage: Eukaryota; Fungi; Ascomycota; Sordariomycetes; Hypocreales; Nectriaceae. The record is from RefSeq and is a predicted model, not a curated record. The coding region runs from base 1 to 1350 and encodes 449 amino acids.
AUGUCGCACUCUUUCGAGAUAAACGGAAAUUCUCCUUUUCUCUUUCUCCCUGAGCAUCUUCUCAUUUCAUUCUUGAACAAGGCCUCUUUCGAUGGAGCCGAUAUUGAUGAGAUCAUGACGGAAGUCAUAGGCACUCGUAGAUUGUUCCUUUCGGAACCACGCCAUGAGUCCGAGAUCUUGAAAAGCGUACUUCGCAAGGGGCAGUUCCCUUUCACGCUGAAAGGUUACUUCAAGUUUGGUUUCCAGCCUUGUUCCCAGUGGAUAUCUGCGCAGGGUCGAGACCCAAACCGCGGCGAACAGUCAGUCAUUGUCGGUUUUGCGGAGCGAUAUAAGUCUGAAGAGGAUACAAAAGAUGGUCUGAAUAUCUUGAAGUUAUUUUUACAGCAAACACUCCAGGCUAUCGGGGCUUCAGCUUCUGAUCCGUUUCCACGACCCCCUAUCGACCACGUGGUUGAAUGGAUCAAAUGGACCGCAGAUGCAUUGUUUGCUGAUGAGUUUCGAGAUGGCAUCUAUCGCUUUGGGGCCCAAGGCCAUCCAGAGACAGCACCCGACAACGCAGUCGAGCUUGCAAUGCAAUCUUACUGCCCCAGCUCUCUCCUGGAGAACUUUCUCAUGUAUCGCCCAAUUGGCGAAGGGCCACUAACCGCUAGGAGCAAGCUCUGGAGACGUUUCGGUUCUGAUCUGCCUCGAGGAACGCAUCGCGCUGUGUCAAACAUGGAGUGGAUCGUUGCUGGUAUUCACACCCAGUUCUACGGCCGAAAGUUUGGUCCUUUCACUGGUUAUGGUGAGAGACUCAAAGGAUUUGAUUACCCGGAUGGUAUUGCUGAAGUAUACAAGAUCAAGGCUUAUUUGCUUUCGAACGACUACUGUACCGACAACACUGAAAGGGAGGCUCUAAACAAUCUCUCUCAGGCGGUCACCAAGACCCAGGAGAUGAUGCCAUUCACUGGUCGUCUUCAUCAUAGUGAGGAGAGCGAGAAUGAAGGCUUAUUCAGACUUUUCAGUGCUGUAUCAUGCCUCGCUUCCAAUUCUUACAAAACGGAGUGUGAGAAGCUGACUGAGGAGUUUGGCCCACGACGCCAUCAAUUCAUCAUCAAUGAUCGAUUUGAUCCUCGAAUUGAAUGGAUGAAGUAUACAGCUGACGUCAAAAUUCCUGAGUUGCAGAGUGAACCUGGAAAGAAGUUUCGCGAUGAGGCUCUCGACAUCUGGCGACGCUUGAUCAUCGAGCGUGGCGACAGCCGUCGAUGGUGGGAGAUUACGGAGCAGGGUAAGUGGUUCGUUCCUAUUGAAGAUGUCAAGUCUUCUCUCAGAGUCGCAAAUCCAUCUGCUGCAGAUGCUAUGGGUCUGUAA